AUAUAUCAUGGACAAUCUGGACCAGCUCGCCGAUGACGAGCUGCGGCUCCGGUUGGUGCAGUACGGCUUUCCGAACCUUCCGGUAACGUCGACCACGCGCAAAAUACUGAUCAAAAAGCUACGGCACCAUAUCGACAGCGAGAAUCAGAAGCUGCGCCGGGAAUCGUCGAAAGCGGCACGGUACAGUUCUGGCGAGGAGUCGGAUGGGAACGAUGGUCGGAAGACGAUGACGGCCGCACAGCGUAAAAUGUACACCAGUAGCAGCAGUAGUACGACACGAAGUCAGCGUGCCACAGUUGGGGGUGGUGGUUCGUCGGUGGGUGUGGGAAAUUCUGGAUCGAUGCCACCGCCCGCACCAUCGAGCGUGGUCCGAUCGAGUAUGACACGAGUCCCAAUAAGCAUAUCAUCAGGAUCAUCAUCAUCAUCAUCAGCGUCCUCUACGCCGCUUAGUGUUAACAGUAAUAGCUUUGCCGGAGCGAACGGUGCCAGUCCCAACCAUCAUCGUAGUACCAAUAAGAAGAACUCAUCCUCAACCGUUGGCAGCACAGUGUACAUCUCGCCGCUCAUCGUACACGAUAGCGAAGAGGAGGACUAUUCGCCUCCACUCCGUUCGGGUAUAGGAAGUGGUGGUGGGGGUGUUGGUGGAACAGGACUAAUUCCUUCGAUACGAAGUCUAGGUACUUUAUCAUCGACGCCCUCAUCGCACAGUUCGCUGUUCCGGAAGACGGCACUAGCCACCGGCAACAUUACACCACCGUCCGCCAAUAGCAGCAUGUACAGCAACCUCGGUGGAGGUGGUGCUGCGGACAAUAAUAGCAGCGGUACUAGUCUGCUGAACGACUCGAACGGAUCGAACGGUGCCGGUACGGGAGAUUCGCCGUACGUUAGCGAGUACACCAAGCGCUUGAUGCAGUUGCGCGGGGAAACAGUUUCCCAGGAAAACUACAACAACGCCAUCGGUGGCAUAAUGGGGCGUCGGAUGGGGAACAACAGUCUGCCACCUGCGCCACGGUACAGUGGCGCAGCGAGUCAUUUGCACGCGAUACGAACAAACCAGCAACCUGCAGGCGGUGGUGGGCUGCUCCAUCAUCCACUGCGCUCUGCACUCCUGAACAGGAAAGACACAGCACCCGGUUCGUCCCCAGUUUCCCAGUUGGGCAAUUCCGGUUCGAUUAUCGCUGGCAAUCACAUCCGGCAGCGAUACAGCCGUCUGUCGACCGGCGGGAACGAGUUCAAUGAAAACGAUAUCGUAACACACGCACAACCCGCACCGGAACCACCGCGAAUCCCGUUCCGUGUAGCGAUAGGCAAUUUCAUCACUCGGCUGGACGAACAUUACGGUUUCAAGCAAACGUUCAUCCCGUGCGCCUUGCUCUGCUUGCUAGUGGUGUUUUUCUGCUCGGUCGCCUUCAUGUACAUGACCAUCAGUACCGAUCUGGCUAGUACGCUCAACUCGAUCGAUACGCGUUACGAAGUAUGCGAGGGCGAUGUGCACGGGCUGGCCGCAACCGGUUGUGUCUUGGCGGCGGACGUCCAACCUGCCCUGGAACUGCUGAAACUGAUUGGCAAUGAGCUGAAAGCGCGCGUUGAAGCACAUCACUGUCUGCGGAAUGAUGACGGUCCAGUUGUAUCCGGACUGAUGUCUGCUGGCGAGGUUCUAAAGUACGCGAAGGAACAAUCACCGUCCGUGCUAAUACCGCAGCUAACGAGACAUCUGCACGCGAUGGAAUAUCUAAUCGAUCGAAAUCCUCAGUGGCGCAUUAAUCACUGUGACUCCAACGGAGAUCCGAUCAGCUACGACGGAGUGCUGGAAAGGCGUUCGACACGCUCGAAUCAUUUUACCAUCCUCAAGCCGAAGCUUCCAUUUACGUGCAUGAUUUACAACAAGUUCCAGAAGUUCUUUGUUAUCGUCGGUGGAUUGGCGCUGGUUUCGAUCGCCGUACUCGCUGGAAACUAUUUUGUCAAGUUCGUGCUGUACGUGAAGCAGAAACGGCGUGAUCAGGUAAAUCGAUUGAUUGGCGAGAUUAUCCAUGCGGUCAGUCAGGCGGCAGCGAAUGCGUCCGAUUCGGCCAACAAGAGUGAACAGCAGGCGGGUAUUGUUAUCAACCAUCUGCGCGACCGGUUGCUAGGGAUGGCCAAUCGACGUAAGCUCGCGUGGGCUUGGAACGAAGCGCUUACCUUUCUCGAACAACACGAAAGUCGUAUCACGUUCGAGGUGGCUACGAUCGGUGGCGAAGAUUUUAAGAUAAUGCGCUGGAUCGACAGUGUUCCAUUGGCAAGUGGAGUUGGUGGUGCUGGUUCGGUUAGUCCUGCUGGAGCGUCCCGAUUGGGAGGUUCCGGUUCCGGCCCUGGAAGCUCAACCGCUAAGAAAUGGCAGGGCCCCGCGUUCGACAACAGCAACAAGAUACACGAUCCUCCGACGCCCUGUCUCAAGAUCCGUCAAAUGUUCGACAAGUACGAAGUGAACGAUCCGAACCUGAAAACCAUCGUACAGGACGCGAUCCUGGAGAAGGUGGGCGGACGUUGCAAGAUCUACGACAUUCAGCUCGACAGGAGCAGCUGCUGCGUGUACGUCCGGUGUGCUUCGGCCAAGGAUGCCGGUAUCGUGCACGAUGAGAUUAAUGGAUGGUGGUUCGAUAAUCGGCUUGUGUCGAUCAAGUUCUUACGACUAGAGCGGUACCUGCAGCGAUUCCCGCGGUCACUUGCCGGACCGACCUGUCUGAAGCCAUCGAACAAAAAUAACUCCUCCAUGAGCCAUCAGCUGGCGCUGAACAGCAACAACGGUGGUCCGGCCGGACGAUACUCAAGCAAUGGUAGUAGAGCAGGCAAUCGCGACGAACUCGACACAGAUCCGGAAGAGUACGACGAGGGUGAAGGGGAGGAGGAUGGCGAAGAAGAAGAGGAAGAUGAGGAGUUGGUAGCAGCGGCGGCAGCAUCAGCGUCGGCUUCGACAUCAAGAGCCUCAACAGGACGUCGUUCUGCCAUUAGACGCCGCGAAGAGGAAGAGGACGAGGACGAGUAAUAG
Messenger RNA from Anopheles maculipalpis, 3025 nucleotides. RefSeq lists its product as uncharacterized. Gene Ontology annotation, biological process: nuclear envelope organization; negative regulation of BMP signaling pathway. Gene Ontology annotation, molecular function: chromatin DNA binding. The record is from RefSeq and is a predicted model, not a curated record. The coding region runs from base 8 to 3022 and encodes 1004 amino acids. The transcript is spliced from 2 exons. Gene Ontology annotation, cellular component: nuclear inner membrane. NCBI's taxonomy places the organism in Eukaryota, Metazoa, Arthropoda, Insecta, Diptera, Culicidae.